AUGAAGAAAAUUAGACAAUACACGGAAGAAUAUUUGAAAUAUUCAAUUGGAUAUACAUAGAUAGCCCUAUCAUAGGAUUAUUAAACAUUUUGGAUAAUAAUUGAGAUAAUUGCAUAAAUACAAAGAAUAGCGAUGGUUUUUUUGUUCGAAGAGGUGUUACAUAUUCUUUAAGAUAGAAGAAAUAUAGAAAUAAAUUAUGUUUCAGAUCAAUGGGUAUGCAAAUUUAUGUCUAAGACCUUUGUGCCUACUAUUUUGAUGGCAGAUAUGUUUUCGAAUAAUUCAAUAAUUGCAAUUUAAAUAAUUUUGCUUAUUCUUUUAUGUUCGCCUUUAAUAGCAAUUGCAAUAUUCAUUGAGUAUGAGAAAUCAAAGUUUGCCACCAUCUAAUUCAAAUCCCAAGUAGGAGGACCGGAUAAUUCGAAUCUUUCAAUUAAUCUUUUAAACAGAUCUUAUAAUAUGUCGAAUUUUAUUGAAAACUUUUUGUAUUAAUAGUUGAUGGGAAAUGAUUAACGAUCAUGGUUAAAUGUGGUUCGGAACUUUUUAGCUAAAUUGUUGAAUACAUACCCUCACAUAUUCACUAUACCUUUAAUGUAUUGGAAUCUCUUAGUGGUGUUGUUGGUGAUUUUUGAUGUUGAAAUAUCAACUAAUUAGAAAUUAUUCAUGGUUGUUUUAGAUACUCUUACAACCAUUGAAAUGAUAGUCUUGUGGACAUUUUCAAUGAUUGCUCAAAGGAGUUAUACGAUGUUUGAUAAUAAUCAUCUAAGAAUAUAAUAGUCGACCUGGUUCAAUAUAUCCUAAGUAGUGAAGUUCAUGCCUAUUAUAGUUUAAUUCAUUUACUUUCUCUAUUCAGAGUCCUAAUAUGAUUAGAAUAUAUAGAUCUUAAUAACAUCAAUUAUCUAAAUUAAUUUGAUAGGAGAUUUAUUGGAUUUUUUUAUUUCCAUUCCCUAUAUGUUAGAAUAUAAGCAAAAUAUAUCCUUUUUAUGCUUGAGUGCUUCCUUGACAAUAUCCCUUUCUCAUUAAUUUUAGUUGACAUAAAUGUAACUCUUUUCUAUGUGUCUUAUUUGUAUUCCAAUUUUAACAAAGAUGAUUAAAGUCAUAUUCAAUUAUGUCAUUCAAUAAAUAUUUGAUUAACAGUUGUAUAUGGAAAAGAAAAAAACUAAACAGCAAAAACGUUCAAGUUCAAGAAGAUCCUAAUUUGUGGAAGAUGACUUGCAACCAUUUGUGAUAGAAAAGGAGAUGUAGGAAAUCAAAAAAUAAUAAAUAGAAGCUUUAAAAAAUCAGCAUUUUCGAUACUUUGUUCAUUAUUUAAGAUACAUAUCCUUUUUUAGAUUGUCAGAUCAAUAAUCAUUGGAUAAAUAUUCUAAAAUUGAUAACAUAAAAAAAUCAAAUUUCUUGAUUAAGAUUAUUGUUCUUAUUAAAUCUCAUGUUCAAAAUUGUACCAGUGUGUAUUGCUAUUGUAAGGGAUUUAGAGGAGAAAGGAGAUAAGUGAUGGAUAGUCGAAAGAAUAAGGUUGAAAUGAAAAUUUAUAACUCUAUCUAAGUUAACAAUAUUUAUCUUCAAAUAGAAUUGGUAGAAAGAUACAUUAGACAUUUCACUAAAUAUGUUUUCGAAAUAGAAAAUAAUGAAAAGAAUCCAAAUAUCUUUAGAUUAUCACAAUUACUAUUAUAUAUAUGUGACUCUGAAGAAUGUUAUUAAGUUAUGACAUUUAUAAUGGACUAUAAAUAAAGAAACAUCAAAAACACUUCAAUGUUGAAUGAAGUCACUCUUACACUUAUUAUUUGUUUGGUCAAACAUAAAGUUUUAUAAAAGAUGAAACAUAAUUUAACUUAAGACGAAGUAGAAAUUGGAAUAAGAUAUAAAAACUAUAGAAUCACUGAAAUCAGAAGAGAUCAAAUUUUAAAUCGUAUCUUCAAUAACAUAGAUUAAAAAAUCAAAUUUAUUAAAAGUCUACUUGAAUAGAAAAUGAACUUUCAAUAAUUGUUUUAAUCACUGGUUCUACAUGUUCGAAAUAUGACAAAAACACAAAAGGAAAUAGAAGUUUUUUAAAAAUAUUCUAAUUGUAGGACAUCUAUUUUAUUACAUAUGUUUUAUACACUUGAAGUUACAUGUGAUUUUGAUAAAUUUGUUAGAUUGAGAAAUUCCUUAAAAACCAAGAAUUACAAAUUUUUUGAAUAUCCAUCAAUAAGUGCAAAUACAUCUUCAGUCUAGGGAUUCCAAGUACUCUAUCUAAAGACCAAUUUGGCCAGACAUUCAAUAAAUGGAAAAUUUUUUAGAGGCUAAAUUAUGGAUUUUUCAAAUAAUGCACCUUCUCUUUUGGGAUACGAACCAAAAGAAUUUAAACAAACUAUUCAAACAGUACAUCAAAUAGUUACUCCAAAUUUGGCUACAUAUCAUGAUUAAUUACUAGAAAUUUUCUUUCUUACAAAUAAGCCUCCAAUUAUUCGCAAAAGAAGGCCACUCAUUAUGUAAAAGAAAUUUAGAGAAUUAGUGUUUUGUGAGAUGUACCUUGAUCUUUCAUUUAACAUAUGUGAAGAUGCCUUUCCUAUUUAUUGCUUUCUUAAAUAGAUUGUGCCCUAUGGAAAGUAUGAAAAUAUCAAAGGGCAUAUUGUGAUUUCUGAUACAUUUAAAAUCUAAGGAAUAUCAAAUUUAGCUUUAGAACAAUUAAAAAUUAAAAUUAAUGACUAUUAUAAUAAAGGCAUCGAGGAAAUUAUUCCCAAUUUUUCACAUUAUGUUGAAUAAUUGUAACAUUAAUAUUAAAAGUACCAAGAUGAGGAAAUUAUUAGAGAGGAGAAUGGUUCAAUCAGCAAUAAAUUUGAUUAUCAAUAAUAAGAGCGAUUGCUCAUUCAUUUUACAAUUGAAGUUGAAUAACUGACAUUUAUCAUCCCUAAAUUUGAUUCUCAAUCAGAGAUAUAUUAUGCAAACUGUUCAAUUAUAAUGUCAAUAGGUUUUAUACAUACCAAAGUUUAUCAGGCUUAUUUAAUAUCGAUGAAGAAGAUUACUAUGGCAGAAAAUUAAUCGAAUUCUUAAAUGUUUGAUGUUUUUAAAAAGGGAUCAUCUUAAGCCUCUCUAAAUCCUCUAAGAUUAGAUUCCAUAUAAGGAUUAAUAGAUUUAAAAAGUGAUAGUGGAGACAUUUCAGAUUUAGUAUAGAUAGAGUACACAUAAAAUGAAAUGAAUAAUAUAUAAGAUUAUUAGUUGCCUUAAAUAUAUUCGAAUUUUUAAACUCCUUUAGAUUCCAGUAGAUUAAUACUUACUUCCUAAAGAGGCCACAAUGAGUAAUUAUAAAUUAAUGUGAUUGAAUCUCACAAUAGUCAAAUAAUUGAAAAUGAUAUUAAAAGUUUAUAAAAAGGUUAGACUAAUUAGAAAACUAAUACAAAUACAAAUAACAAAAAACCAUAAUAAUAAUAAAAAGAUUAACAAGAAUUUUUUGAGGUUAACGUUGGACGCUAAAAGAUGUCUGAAAUUGAAAUUUUGGAUGAAGUUUCUGGUAAUGGAGUCUAAAAAGUUCAUUAAACUGACACCCAUUUUUAAUAGCAUGGCAAUAAAGACAAUUCAGCUAUUAUAUAAAAAUCAUAAUUAUAUAAUAAAUUCUCAAAAAAAGGCAAUAUUCCUAAAUUGGUCAAGGUUGUAUUGGCUGUGGAUGUUUGUAAUUUAUUCAUAAUUUUGCUAUUGUCUCAAUUGUUUUAUUUACUUUAUAAAUCAAAUAUGGCUGAAAAUAAAGAGAUCUUAGAAGUGUUUGGACCUUUUACAACGGCAGAUUUAAUUCGAAAUACUUUGUUGGGUCUUGGACAUUUUUAAAACUCAAAAAACUCUACCCUUUAAAAUGAAACUACUUAAUUAAUCACAGACAACAUAAACCUCAGAUUUGCAUUAUUUUAAUAAGUCUCUUAAAAAAAGGUGGUUACUUCUACAAUAUCUGAAGCACAAAUGAAGUUAUAUGACUAUUUUUAAAAAGAAUCACAAGAUGUGAGUGCAUGGACUGAAAUGUUUUAGAUUUGGUACCAGAUGAGUAAUUUUAAAGAUUUUAAUCCAUAAGAUUAACUAUAUAUGCAAAAAUUUCACAAGACUAUUCAUAUUUUACUUAAUUCAUUCUUUGAUUACAUAGACUAAUACAAAAUAAUAACAGAAAAAUUUAGUUUAAAGAUAUAGAAUAAUCUAAAUGAUAUUGUUUCAUAUUAUUAGAGUGUAAUUUCUUCUGUUGCUCUGGCAGUAGAAGUUGUUGUGAUUGUCUGUUACUCAAUUGCUUAUAUGCACUUUUUCCGUCUUAAAAGGAGAAUUCUCAGAAGUUCUGAAUAAAUACAAAUUCAAUCUUUAGAGGCAGAGAAAAUUAGGUUAUCAAAUAUACUAUAUAUUUACAAAAAUGCAAGUGAAUUAAAUCUAUACAAAUAUCAAUUCAAUUUUAGAAGUAAAUUAAACCAAGAAAAUUAGAAUUUAUCACAGUUUCAAAGUUUGAAAUUUACAAAUUAUACAAAAACAGACUCUAAAAAAUAAUUUAAAAUACAAGAGUAAUAAUAUUCUUGUCUUUAACAUCCUUUUGUAUUUUAUCCAUUGAUUGGAAUAUUUUUAUGUUGUUUUUACUUAGAGUAUACACUUAUCACCAAUUAGACCUACAUUGAAAGGCUAUCAUAAAGACUAAAUUAGUUCUCAGUCUACAUUAAUUACUGCCAAGAAGUAACUCAAAUCUGUUAUUGCGAUUAUGUAGUCUAAAUUCAAGACAAAUUGAAGGAAAUUAAUAUAACUGAUGAACUCAUACAUACUUACAAAGAUCAAGUUCAAGAGGCUUAUGGAGAAUUCUUACAUUAUGAUGAAUAAUUUAAAUAUGGAUAUUCCGAUUAAACAUUAGAUGUUUUAAAUGAUCUGAUAUAAAAUACUUGUUCAGUGAUCGUUAAUCCAUUAUGUAUAACUAUUUUGAAUGGGAAAUUGACUGAAGGACUAAUGUAUUCCAUUUAAUAUUACUCAGAUAUGGUAAGAGAUGAUCUUAAUUCAUAAUUUAAAUUAAGUAAAAGAUUCACAAGAGAUGAUUUAAUAGGAAUAAAUUUUAUUUCAUAGAGUUUGGAGAAUUUAUUCAUAGAAAUGAGAAACACAUUAGAAAACGAAAUCCAAUCAUAAUUAAAUGAUAAAUUCAGCUAUUUCAUGCUUUUCGAGAUAGUAACUGUCUUUAUUUACUUUUUUUAAAUAAUAUUCAUAUUUAGAUUGCUAAGUUAAAAGUUUUUUGUUUGUAGAUAAUUACCAUACCUAUUGCCUCCUUAAUCAAUUUAUGGAGAAGAUAGUUUUCUAAAAUCUUUAUAAUAUAUUGAAAAAAUAUAUAAUAAUAUUUUGCAAUGA
Molecule: messenger RNA, 5319 nt
Organism: Paramecium tetraurelia
Lineage: Eukaryota; Ciliophora; Oligohymenophorea; Peniculida; Parameciidae
Exons: 2
Source: RefSeq, a predicted model, not a curated record